This is a messenger RNA of Branchiostoma belcheri (Belcher's lancelet), 572 nucleotides long. RefSeq lists its product as uncharacterized. The record is from RefSeq and is a predicted model, not a curated record. The coding region runs from base 104 to 505 and encodes 133 amino acids. NCBI's taxonomy places the organism in Eukaryota, Metazoa, Chordata, Leptocardii, Amphioxiformes, Branchiostomatidae. The transcript has 3 exons.
CUCUCACUCUGAAAGUAAAAAGUAUCCCACAAGGGGAGCUUGCAAAGAAGUUACUAAAAAGGAUACAAAAAAGUAAGUUUGUUGGUUGGCGUUCUGAGUCAACAUGUUGAGCUUGACGGUAUUGCUUUUGGCGGUGACAGUUGCCUCUGCUGCUGUCAGUACUACGCGGCCAACAUCUACCUUCAGACCCACAACUACGCACUUCGUACCUGGUUGUGAGAGCACGUGUUGUACCUGGCCUAAUCAGCACACCUUGGGUGAAACCUGGCACGAGCAGUUUGAAGGGUUCUGUCAGGACUGUGUCUGUCUGGCAACCGGGAAACAGUGCGAGCCUUGUCCACCCAGAGGCUGCUUCAGACCAGUGGACAUACUGCAAUAUUAUGGCGAGAUGUCUGCAGGCGAGACAGCCAUUAUAGAGCUGAGUCCAGGCAACUGUGUGCUGUGUGACUGCCAGGACUACUGGGCUCACUGUAACAGCUACCCUUGUGACGGUGUCAUAGCUUAAAGGAACAACCAGAGGAAGAACAGAUGUACCGUACAUUAAUCUGCAUACAGCAAUAAAACAUCUGCCA